AUUUUCAGGAAAGAAUGCCACUGAUAGCAUUGGAUCCAUUUGAUGGCUUAUUGGCACUUGCUCGGCAUACACCAAUACCAACCUUGAAUAGUUAUAUCAUCAUCAGUUUAUUACUAACUAUUGGAUCUGCUUUUUAUGCUAAACUGACUUUUGCAAAAAAUGAGACUGAAAGCCGUUUGAGAGGUAUUAAUGAAACCUUUCGAAAGACCGAUCCAGCGAGUGCCUUAUUGACAUCCGCACAUCUCCAACAGUUUUAUUAUGUAUUACUUCAUCCCACUUUUGGAUGGGUUUUUAUCAAUAUGUUUUGUGCAAUCUUAGCAUUUAUUGCGAAGUUAGCAACGCAUGCUACAGUCGGGAAACUAGGAACCCAAGAGUCAGUACUUUUACGUGAUCGACUGUGCAAUUUUUUACUUUACAAAGCAGUAUUUUUAUUCGGUGUGUUGAAUAGUGUUGUGCACGAAGAGGUUAUUGCAUGGGUCUUGUGGUUUGCACUACUUGCAUCAGUAGCUGCCUUACAGAGUAUUAUCGCUUACAAGUUGAAAUAUUUAAUUUCUUCAAUACCUCCAAGAGGAGUUUUAUUUCGUAUUAUGGGAUUGGCCAUUCUUUUACUGUUGGUAUCAUUCGCAUUUGUUUCAUUUGCAUUAACCGCUUUCCGUUUAUUUUCAGUCAGCAUCGCCUUGUUUAUGCUUGCUGAUGCUAUUAAGUCGCUAUUACGAAGUAUUUACGUAAUAUCCAAAUGUGCUCUCUUACUCGACAAUGUUUCGGUUUAUUUAUCAUCUAUCAAUUUUGCAACUUUAACAUACUAUCUGGAAUUUUUACAUGAUCUUGCUAUUGAUUGCAUCGAUUUACUGCAUUACACCCAUAUGCUGCUGUAUUCACAAGUCGUAUUAAGUAUGGCAUGCAUUGUGAUUUCCAUGCAAUUACGAUCAUUCUAUAAAUCAUUUGUUGCUCGUAUCGAACGACAUAUCAAAUAUAAGCGUAUUUGCAAACAUAUCGAUUUGCAUUAUCAGAAAGCGACACAAAUCGAAUUGAAUAAUUUGAAAGAUUGGUGCGCAAUAUGUUGGGAGCAGAUGGACAGUGCCCGGAAGCUUCCAUGCAAUCAUUUCUUUCAUGAGUGGUGUUUGCGAAGUUGGUUAGAGCAGGAUAAUUCUUGUCCAACUUGUCGGCUAGCACUGCCAUCUUUGAGUAAUCCAACAGUUACAGAAGGACCGCGAGAACGGUCGCGAGCUCCAGUAGUACAGCCUUUUAGCCAUGUCUUUCAUUUUAGUGGUACUCGUUACGCACGUUGGUUACCGUCAUUUUCUGUUGAAUUAUCGCAUAAUGUUGCACCCAAUUUCUUUCACCGUAACAGGUUUGGUGGCGCAGCUAAUUCACAGCUGAAUUCUUUGGCUGAACAAGUUCGAGAAAUGUUUCCACAGCUCGAAAUAGCUGCAAUUUUGGAGGACUUACGUGAAAGCGGUUCGGUACAGGCAACUGUGGAAAAUAUUCUAGACAGUCGAUUUCAACAACAAAAUAUUGCAUUUGAUUCAGAUCAGGAAAAUUGGAAUGACGUGGAUAUGCCAUCAUCUUCUAAUUCCUCAACGGAAUCAGUGGCUGAAUACGAAGAAACUUUGGCGUCAUCAGGCUCUUGUUCGGUAAAGCAUCGCGACAUCUUUUGCAAAGGAAAGAUGAAGUAUAUUGCAUCCCCUCGAGGUAAAGAUCUUCGAGAUAUCUAUGGUAAGGAUAUUCCAAAUAUGGGAAAUCCAGAUUCGUCAUGAAAACUGUUUGCAUUACUAGUCGUGUGUUAUGGCAUAAUUUAGGUUUUGCUGUGUGUCUUUUUGCAAGUUUUUCAUGGAUCUCAUUUUUUUGACGUAUUUUCCUCCAAAUAUACUGGAAAUUAAAACGGAAUUUAAAUAGAGCAGUUUGACGAUAUAAGACGAAAGCAAAUUCGUG
Loa loa (African eye worm) is the source of this 1932-nucleotide messenger RNA. RefSeq lists its product as hypothetical. Gene Ontology annotation, molecular function: ubiquitin binding; ubiquitin protein ligase activity. The transcript is spliced from 12 exons. Gene Ontology annotation, biological process: ubiquitin-dependent protein catabolic process; endoplasmic reticulum unfolded protein response; protein K48-linked ubiquitination. Gene Ontology annotation, cellular component: ubiquitin ligase complex; endoplasmic reticulum; cytosol. The record is from RefSeq and is a predicted model, not a curated record. Bases 15 to 1757 code for a protein of 580 amino acids. NCBI's taxonomy places the organism in Eukaryota, Metazoa, Nematoda, Chromadorea, Rhabditida, Onchocercidae.